CUGAAGUUUAAAAAGCUGGGACAGCUGAUGAUCGAGAUUCCCAAGGAUCGAAGUAAGGAAACUAAGAAAACGGUACUGCUAGAGGACGAGGAAACCUACGCUCCUGAAGGAACGAUACCCAAAGCGUUGAGCUUGAGCGAGCUGGACCCGAAGAAACUCUUCCUAAAGGAGAGGAUUCAACGCCAUCUGGAAGAACCGGUCUUUACGGAACUGCAGGCCGAAUGUUUCUCGAUCUUCAACAACUACCAGGACCUUUAUUACCCGUCGAGAACCCUGGAAAACGGGGAAUCCCUCCGGUUCGUGUACUGUCUGCAUGCGUUGAAUCACAUCAUGAAGUCCACGUCGAAGAUCCUGCAUCAUAACUUGAAGCUGGCCGAAGCUGCCAACAGUAAAAAGCAGAAAAAGAAGGUUAAGAAGGCUAUAAGUUCCGCUCAAGAGUAUCGGGAUCAGGGACUGGUCCGCCCUAAGGUCCUGAUUGUGGUGCCCUUCAGAAGUGCUGCCUUGAAGAUCGUCGAAACCCUUAAGAAACAAUUCGCCGGGGAUGAAGCAAAAGCCGUUACGAACUACAAUCGCUUCCUAACGGAAUACGGUGGGGACACUCUCUACUUCCCGAAGCACAACCCCAAGCCGGAGGACUACGAACGACUGUUCUCCGGCAACACGGACGACAAUUUCCGAAUCGGCAUCUCGUUCAGCAAGAGUUCCAUGAAGUUGUACACCAAGUACUACAACUCGGACUUGAUCUUGGCUUCUCCGCUAGGUCUUCGAAUGACAAUCGGAGCGGAAGGCGAAGCCCAGCGAGAUUACGAUUUCCUGUCGUCGAUCGAGCUGCUCAUUCUGGACCAGACCGAAAUCUGCAUGGCGCAGAACUGGGAUCACGUGGUCCAUUUGAUGGACCACCUUCACCUUCAGCCUCAGAGUACCGAACAUACAGACUUCUCAAGGGUUCGAUACUGGUGCCUCAACGGAUGGUCGCGAUUUUACCGCCAAACAAUUCUGUUGGCCUCUCACGACCUGCCGGAGUUCCGUUCCAUCUUCAACAGCAAGUGUGCCAACUACCGAGGGAAAAUCCGCACCGCUAACCCCGUCAAAUCCGGCUCCAUUCGACACGUCGUCGUCCAGGUCCCGCAAACCUUCCACCGCAUCGAAGUCACUUCUCUGGAUCAAUCUUUCGACGCGAAGUUCCAGCACUUCACAACGGUCCUGCUUCCCCAACUGCGAUCCAUCACGAUGGCUCGGUGCCUCCUCUACGUGCCUUCCUACUUCGAUUACGUCCGGCUGCGAAACUACUUCAAAAAGGAGGAACUGAGCUUCGUCCAGAUCUGCGAGUACUCCAAGGACGCCAAAAUAGCCCGAGCCCGGGACAUGUUCUUCCAUGGGAGCAGUCACUUCAUGCUGUACUCCGAGCGGUCCCACUUCUUCCGACGGCCACGAAUAAAGGGCAUCCGCCAUCUGGUGUUCUAUCAACUUCCGGCCUAUCCGCAGUUCUACGCCGAAAUGAUUAACCUGAUGGCCAACGAGUACCAGAACCGGAAGGAUGGGAUCGAUGCCAGCGCUAUGACCGUGACCGUCUUGUAUACCAAGUACGAUCUGCUGAGACUGUCGGCUAUUGUUGGUUCAGAGCAAGCGGCCAAAAUUGCCGCCAGCCCGAAGGCCGCACAUACUUUUACCACCCACAAGUAGAAAUAAAUUAUAGUAAGGAAUGUGAUAUCAAUAAAGUUCACAUUUACGGUUACCUUACAGUUAUGGAUCAAAAAAGGGUCAUUUUUUGAAAAUUAUGAUGACGCUAUACAGAACUAAAAUACCUCUGCAGAAUAAAAUUUAUAUCAUGAAUACGAGUAGUAGGUAUCUUUUUAAAGAAUUGGUCACUAGUGACUUAAGAGACCAUUUUUACUGAAAAAAGACUUAAGGAACCUUUCAUCAAUAACAAAAGACUUUUAGAGACUUACAUUGAAGUAGUGCUACCAGCCCUGCAUUGAUGAUCCAUCCCCUUGGUGAGACAUUCUGUACUUAAUGCAACACUGAUCCAUAUUUGAGUGUUAACCAUAACUGUGGAGUAACCGUACAACUUUCCUCUAAUAACGCAA
Messenger RNA from Aedes aegypti (yellow fever mosquito), 2087 nucleotides. RefSeq names its product digestive organ expansion factor homolog. Bases 28 to 1683 code for a protein of 551 amino acids. Gene Ontology annotation, biological process: maturation of SSU-rRNA from tricistronic rRNA transcript (SSU-rRNA, 5.8S rRNA, LSU-rRNA). The transcript has a single exon. NCBI's taxonomy places the organism in Eukaryota, Metazoa, Arthropoda, Insecta, Diptera, Culicidae. Gene Ontology annotation, molecular function: rRNA binding; U3 snoRNA binding. Gene Ontology annotation, cellular component: nucleolus; small-subunit processome. The record is from RefSeq and is a predicted model, not a curated record.